GUCAUCCCCAACAGCACUGCAGCAUCGCCAUGGCCUUCCGCCGCCUCGGCUUACCUUUGGCGGGUCUUGAGCCCGCCCGGCGCCCCAAAGUUGGCUCGGCGCCCGCCAAAGAGCGGGCAGAGAGGGCCGCGCAGGACCCACAGGAGCCCAAGGCACGGGUGACGCUUGCGGUGCCCGCCACAGGUGGAACGGUGAAGGCCAAAGAAUCCAAGGACAAAGCUCCGAAGACCAAAAUCCUGGUGGCUGCUGCGGCCCUGGGAGCGAAGACCAAGCCACUCCUGCGCCCGCGCGCUGACGUGGAUGGCUCCGGCGGCUCUGGCCCCGCCCCGGACCCGGUGGCAGCCGCCGCGGCCGCGGCUCCGGCGGCUCCGGGGGCGGCGCUGCGGGGGCGAAAUCUGCUGGGCUCGGUGUUGAGCCAUCUGGGCUCCGCGCGGAAGCGGCUGCAGAUGGAUCGCAAGGUGGAGAAGGGGGUGGUGAAGGCUGUGAUGAAGCCGAAGCUGCGGAUGAAACAGCAGCUGACCAGACAGCGGGUGGCCAAAAGUGGAGAAGAUGAGAAGGAAGCACUGGAAUUGCGACUGGCUGAGCAUUACUCUCACAUGAUGAAUUUCAUCCGCACGCGGGGGGAACCCAUUUUGUUCUACCUGCCAGCGAAGCACAAUGCGGAAACACAGAAAUGUCUCGAGGAAACUCAGCGCACAAUCCGCAGAAAGAUUGAGAUGCUGCCCACGCAUCUUGGUGGAGGAGCUGCGGAUGAAGAGGAGGAGGCUGAGGCUACUGAGGAUUGAUAUCAGGAUGCGGAGUGAUAAUGGCAACAUGGCACGAGUUACAAUGAUAUGCAGCGAACAGUCCUGUUCCAUCCCUAUCUGGGACCUUUGGGAACCUCAAGCGACUUCAUUACGUUGUUUUUGGUGGGAACCAGCUUCCAUGUCGUUUGAUUUUAUCCAGAUGUUUGGAAGUGGUUAAACAUGCUUAAACCUUCUUGGAACGUUUGUUUGUUGUCAUUAUUUAUGUUGGCAUCGGGGGUAGCUAAGCUCCCAUUUUAUGCUGAAAGAUCCAGUUUGUUUGCUGUUUCUUUGACGUCCUGGCUUGAAUCAUUGUACCUCCUCCGGGCCGAAAAGGUGA
Molecule: messenger RNA, 1122 nt
Organism: Cladocopium goreaui
Lineage: Eukaryota; Dinophyceae; Suessiales; Symbiodiniaceae
Source: the annotation of a GenBank genome assembly